Molecule: messenger RNA, 1512 nt
Organism: Torulaspora globosa
Lineage: Eukaryota; Fungi; Ascomycota; Saccharomycetes; Saccharomycetales; Saccharomycetaceae
Gene: PBI1
Product: Pbi1p
Exons: 1
Coding region: 1-1512 (503 amino acids)
Molecular function (GO): N-acetyltransferase activity
Source: RefSeq, a predicted model, not a curated record
AUGUCCUUUAGAUCAUUAAGCAGCGUUGAAAAAAAGGUUUUAUCACAAUCCUUGGAAGGUCAUCGAAAUGGCAUUGUCUUCGGUGCAAUGUAUUCUACGACACCAGAAGAGUGGUCCGAUGAUGCUACGCUUCUAACUUACAAGGAUUCACGUCUAAAUGUGUCACUUCUUUCAAGAGCGCUUGCGAAGCUGAUCUCGGAGCACGUCGAACUUUAUACCACAAUAACAGAAGGCCUAGAAUUUGCACCAGUCAAGGAAAUCAAAGCCGACGACGUCAUUAACACGAUAACCUUCGACAGUUACAAGGAUGAGCUUGUUAAUUGCCGCUUCGGAGCUCCGCCAUAUCUGCUGCGCCAUAUUUUCAAUCAAACGAUUUUUCAACCGGGUUCUGGUAAUGUUUUAUGGGAGCUCUUUGUAGUUGACGAAACUUUGGUUAUCUUUCAUGGGCAUGAUGUCUUGUUUGAUGUAUUCUCUGCGGCCAACUUUCACAAGCUCUUUUUGGAUACUCUGAAUAGCAUCCCGAAGAAAGGAAAAGAAUUGUCAACUAUCUUCAAGCUUGAUCGUGCAGUUCUUCCACAUUUUCCCAAGUCCAUUUAUGACAGUGCGAAGCUCCGCCUACCUGCUAAGGCAGCCGAUUUGUUCAAUCUUCAGACCCAGUCUUUCUUCAAAGCGUUAUACGUGAAUGCUCUUAAGAAACCUUUCAACUAUCUGAAUUCAAAUCCUCCACAGCAACUGAAGGAAUUUCGCGCACGCUAUGCUGAUAUACUGAGAACUGAUAAUAAUUUAUGUGGCACCACAAUUUUUGGUAACAUUCCUCCUGAGAGGUUGGAACGUUUAAAUUGUUUGUUCAAGCAGCAGGACAUUUGCUUAAGAAGUUUCGUUUGUGCAAUUACAAUGCUCUGUUUGAAGCCUAUUGUUAGGAACUUCACGGGCACUAUCACGUUUUGCGUUCCUGCUGAUCUGAGGUCAUCGUUAGAGGAUUCUUCGGAAUUUGGCAUGUUUUAUAAGGACAUUAGAGUGGAAUGCCCGUUGUCGUUGAUAGAUGAUCAAAACUUUUCCGGCCUCACAGUCUACAAUGGAUAUGACUCGAGUAGCAUCAAACUGUCAGAGAAAGACCCUAAAUACAGGGAGCAACUCCUAGAGUAUCAGUUCAAAAAAGUCACUGAUCAUGUCGUUACAAUAUUGAGACAGAGAAUGAAGGCGUGGGAAAAGUUUGGCUUCAAUGACGAUGACAUUAAGAGGAUGAGGUUCAGCUACGAAGAAAAGAAUAACAAUACCAAGCUUAUCCAGAUAAACGAUCUCUCAAACAUCAAAAUAGGGACUGAUAAUGUUCCUGAUGGUAAGUUCGGUGUGAGAGAGCUCAAUGUGACUCAAAGCCUAAGGCCUGGUCAGCUCAUGUCUCUGUCUUAUACUCACAGCGAAAAGGGCCUCAACAUUUGUAUCCAUUAUCCUGACAGUUAUAAUAUGGAGGCUUUCAUGGAAUGUUUUCAAUCAUUCAUCGAGGAUGUUUAG